AUGAGGCCUGAUAAAAGUUUUAAGCUUUAUCCUAGGCAAGACCAGGAAUUCAAGAAAAAACACUCCCUUGAUUUCUAGAGGGUACUUGGCAACUUAUAUGGAAAGAGACCAACUGGAAAUAAAACAUAGGCUUUCAUGUGGAUAAUGUGCUUGAUUAUUGGAGUCAUAAUGGGUUCAAUAGCAUUCUUGAUGGAUCUUAUUGUUAACUUCUUUGGAGAUUUGAGGUGGAACUCUGCAGAGACAGCUGCAAGAGAUCAUGCCGGAUUGGGAUGGUUUGUACUUAUUGUUUUUAGCGUAUUAUUCAUAGUAAUUGCAGCUGCUUUAACAAUGUUUAUUGCUCCAACUGCAAUGGGUUCUGGAGUAGCUGAGGCCAUGGGUAUUAUGAAUGGAGUUGCAUAUCCAGAUUACAUAAGCUUACAGGGAUUAUUCGUCAAAUUUAUUGGAGUGUCUUUAGCUGUCGCAGGAGGUUUAUGCGGAGGUAAAGAAGGUCCACUUGUACAUAUUGGAGCAAUAGUUGGAUAUGCCUCUGCCUACUUACCUCUUGGAAUCACUCAAUACUUUAGAAAUGAUUUUGAAAAAAGAAAGCUUAUGGCUGUAGGUACUGCAGCUGGUGUGAGUUGCGCUUUUGGAGCACCUAUUGGGGGUUCACUAUUUGCUUAUGAAAUUUCUAAGCCAAAUACAUUUUGGUCUUUCUCAUUGACUUGGAAAGUAUUUUUCUCUUCAACAGUCAGUACAUUUAUCUUAAGUGUCUUCAAGCAGCUUUAUGAUGGAUUGGAACCUGUGAGAGUAUCAAACUCUGACAUCAUCAAAUUAGGAGAAACUAAUUAUAAAGCUCCAACAAUGGAUAGUUUAAUUGCUGCUAUAAUUUUAGGAUCAUUCGGGGGCUUGCUUGGUGCAAUUUUCAUCAUUAUAAAUAACUCAGUCAAUACGCUUAGAAAAUAUCAUCUAAAAAAUAAGUGGCUUAAAAUACUAGAAUCAAAUAUACUUGUUAUUCUUACAGCGACAGUAAUGUACUUGGCUGUCUACAUUAGAUAUGCUGCAGCAACAGAUCCUGAUAAUAACUCAGAUAUUUGCGAUAUUGAUAAUAAAUAAACAGUAGGUUUUAGAGAACCAACAUCAGGGAUUGAACCAGCUAAAACAAGAUAAUUUUUGUGCCCUGAUGGUAAAUUUGACAGAUUGGCAACAUUGAUGUUUGACUCUCAGGCCAACAUUAUUAAGACUUUUAUGGCUUCUGGAUUAAGAACUAUAAUACUUGAAAAUGCUUUGAUAUUUAUGUUUAUUUGGUAUUUCUUUGUUUGCAUCACCUCUGGCACUGCUGUCCCUGUUGGUAUAUUUAUUCCAUGCAUACUUAUCGGAUGCUCUGUUGGACAUGUAUACAGUCAUAUUCACGAAGCAAUGGGAUUUAAAGUAAAUUACAGUGAUCCAAGUGAAUCUGGAAUAUAACCAGGUAUAUUUGCUAUUUUAGGUGCAACUGCAGUUUUAUCUGGUUCUACCAGAAUGACUUAUUCAUUAGCAGUAAUUAUGCUUGAAACAACAUCGAGUGUAGAGUUGUUCUUCCCAAUUAUAUUCACAUUAUUUGCUUCUUAUGGAACUGGAGCUUUACUCAUUAAUAAGUCUAUCUAUUUAAGCGCACUUAGAUCAAAAAAUAUUCCGCUACUUUCAAAAGAUAUUCCUAGAGAGAAUAGAAACUUGUUAGUCAAAGAAGCGAUGUCAGCCCCUCCAAUUUGUUUCUUGUUUGUGGCUAAAGUAAAGGAUAUCUAUUUCUAAUUGUCAACAACAAAUCAUAAUGGCUUCCCAGUUUAAGAUAAGUAACAUCGAUUAAUAGGACUAGUAGAAAGAGAUGUACUUAUUACUUUGAUUGAAAAAUAAGCAUGGUAUUUCCCAAAUGAUUCUAAAUUACCAACAUUUGGGGAUGGUAUUAUAAUUAAAAAAGACAGACUUUCUGAUAUUAAUAGAAAUAAUUCAAUGGAAUCUUCAAGCAAUGGCAGAGUGAGAGCAAGUUCCUAAGAGAAUUAAUACAUUUAAUCAAACUUCUAGUAAAACCUUCUACAGCAGGAUAUGGAACUAAUGCAUUAAUAGGAGCAGAAGGUAGAUGAAGCAGAUUACGAAGAUUAUAGAUUAUUCCCUAUUUAGGAUGAUAAGAUCUAAUGGUAAGAUUUGAACCAAGAUUUCAAGUCUAAUAUCAGAAACUACAAGGACAUUACUGAAUUGGCUGUAAGAAAUCCAGACUAACUCCUAGAUUUAAGGCCAUAUAUGAUUGAGAGACCUUAUUCGGUGACUAUCAAAGACAAACUUCCUAAGGCUCUUAAUUUAUUCAGACAAAUGUAACUCAGAUAACUGCCAGUCAUAAAUGACACAACCUGCAAAGUAGAGGGAAUAAUCACAAGGCAGGAUUUAUUCCAGUACAUGAGUUUAUGA
Messenger RNA from Stylonychia lemnae, 2418 nucleotides. Lineage: Eukaryota; Ciliophora; Spirotrichea; Sporadotrichida; Oxytrichidae. The record is from the annotation of a GenBank genome assembly.